AUGAAUUCGAACGUUGUGUACUCGUCCGUGUGCCGAAACGGAGGGGAUGCGGCGGCCUACGGAGCCGCGACCACCCCACAGCAGACGAUUUACAACGGCGGGACAGCCGGCUCGAGUCCCGAGUCCAUCUCGGCGUACUACCACCAUCAGCAACCACCAACCGGACCGUCGUACCUUCCGACCACCCUGAUGACACCGUACUCCAGUGCUCCUGAACUUCGUACACCCCCAUUGCACCCCGAGGCCACAAAUGGCCAUCACACCCCCCACCAAAUCAUCAGCGACAGUAAUGGUCUCAGCUACACCAACUUGGACCAAUCGCAUUUUCAUCAGCAACGACCUGCUAAUCCAACGUACCAUCAUACCCACUACAGCGCGGUGGCCGACGUGGCCCCGCGUAACACAGCGUACCACCACCCGUAUCGAAACCUCGACUAUUCUUACGAGUUCGGAGGGCACCAGGGCCCCGACCAUCAGGGGGUCUCCUUGGGUCCAGAAGGGGCGAGAGUGGUCAGUGGAUUUGGCAUGACAGCCUCCACCUAUCCGUACUUGGAUUCCUUGAGCUUGACCGGCAGAAAUGGGUACGGUGCGUACGAAAAGUACGACCCAGCACUAAGAGAGAGCUGUCAGAUGAAUGGAGGGUACCAGUAUGGUUCCCCGGUACACCGGUCCCGUGUACCGACGGCACAGCCGGCAUCUUUACCUAUGUUCAAGUGGAUGCAAGUCAAGAGGAGUGUACCAAAACCACCUGCUAAACCAGACUACAAUGGAUACAACUCAUCGACGCCCAACAACAAUGAUCCUAACGGAGGAACAGGCACAGGGAGAACCAACUUCACAUACAAACAGCUGACAGAGCUUGAGAAGGAAUUUUAUUUUAGUCAAUACCUAAACAGGGCUAGAAGGAUUGAAAUUGCAAAAGUUCUUCAUCUCAACGAAACACAGGUGAAAAUUUGGUUUCAAAAUCGAAGAAUGAAACAAAAGAAGAGACAAAAGGAGGGCAUCGUUCCAAUAGAUCCGUCAAGUUCUGGAGGCGAAACUGGUUCCUCUCCUUUACCCGCAACUGGUUCAGUACCUGUUAGCUCAUCCAAUAGUGUUCCUCCAGUGCCCGUGGUUACUACUGGACCGAUGACUUCUCCAGAAAAUAGCAAAUGAUACUAUCGACAAGUUCUUCGAACAAACUACUUUUAAAUAUGUUCUCAGUCAUCAAUGCUCAACUGGGAUGGUAAGUUCUGGAGUUCCUUUUUGUUCUAUUUGAACUGUUCAGUCAGACUCAAGAACUCGAACAUUUCAGACUUUGACUGUUCCUUUGCCAAAAGCAGUUUCAUUAAAAUCUCAAAAUCAAAUAACAUCUGAGGAACAUGUCAUCACUCGGUGAUCUACUACAAAUGAAAGACAAUUUUAUAACAACCCGUUGAAUUUAAGGAUGGUUUAUGAACAUUUAUCAUACUGCCAAGAAAGUAUUUGAAAAC
This is a messenger RNA of Uloborus diversus, 1472 nucleotides long. Its product is annotated as homeobox protein Hox-B1b-like. Lineage: Eukaryota; Metazoa; Arthropoda; Arachnida; Araneae; Uloboridae. Gene Ontology annotation, biological process: regulation of transcription by RNA polymerase II. Bases 1 to 1155 code for a protein of 384 amino acids. Gene Ontology annotation, molecular function: DNA-binding transcription factor activity, RNA polymerase II-specific; RNA polymerase II cis-regulatory region sequence-specific DNA binding. The record is from RefSeq and is a predicted model, not a curated record. Gene Ontology annotation, cellular component: nucleus. The transcript is spliced from 2 exons.